AUGACAGAAGAGAGCUCUGAUGACGAUUUUCAGAAAGGUAGGGAGCUUACGCCUGUAAAUAGUUCUCAAAAACGAAUGAAGAAAGGCAAAGAAAAGCCUAGUAACUCUACUUCUACUGCUACCGUUGAAUCUAAAUCUAGUGAUGAUGCUCCUCUUACAAAGUCUACUGUUGCUACUGCAAAGCACAACUCCAUUAGUGACUCUAAUAGUUCAUUCGCAAACGCAAACACAGUAAAAAAGUGUGUGAUAGCAGCUAAAACCACUGUGAAGUCUAUAUGGAAGCCAAAUUGUACACAGGCUUUGCACGAGCUAGUGAAUAUAGCCAACACACUGGUAGCUCACACGUUUGCUUUUUCAUAUAUUCCUGAAGGAGUUAGAAGAAGACUUUAACUUUGACUUGAGCGAUUACAUAAGAAAAGAGUUCUUUGUAGAGGCCUUCUUGAGCCUCACCGUUAGA
Messenger RNA from Rhizopus microsporus ATCC 52813, 457 nucleotides. RefSeq lists its product as uncharacterized. Lineage: Eukaryota; Fungi; Mucoromycota; Mucoromycetes; Mucorales; Rhizopodaceae. The transcript is spliced from 3 exons. Bases 1 to 390 code for a protein of 129 amino acids. The record is from RefSeq and is a predicted model, not a curated record.